This is a messenger RNA of Bactrocera tryoni, 984 nucleotides long. RefSeq lists its product as uncharacterized. The annotation marks the transcript as partial. Lineage: Eukaryota; Metazoa; Arthropoda; Insecta; Diptera; Tephritidae. The transcript is spliced from 3 exons. The record is from RefSeq and is a predicted model, not a curated record.
AUGUCAAAUAACCAAUCAGAUGAUGAUAUUGCAUCCACAAGCGCUGCAGCAGUAAUGUGUCCUGAUGCUACCACAAUACAGCAGUGGAAUAUAGUGAAAAUGGUCAAAUACUUGGGCUCACAUGAAUUGUGUGUAGCAUUUGCCGAGGUAUACGGUCUGUUGCCAAAAAGCCGGCUUUGUACCAUUCACAAAACCAAAAUGGCAUUCCACAAACGCCACCCAGUAGGAUACUUUAAAUGCUUUAGGGGCAAUUGUAGGACGAAGUCCCUUAUUUUAAGGGCAGCGGGCACGUGGUUUGAAGGCGUCAAAUUAAGCUUUCCCCACGUGUUUUACCUAAUGUAUUGCUUCGCCCACUGCUUUACGCGGGAAGAUAUUUAUAGGGAGAAUUAUGCGAGCGUGGGAAAGAAAUUGUCAUCUGCCACUAUCUCCGACUGGUAUAGCUACUGCAGGGAAGCGGUAGUUAUAUUUCAGUUAGACCAACAAGAAUUCAAAGGGAAGAUUGGUGGUCCAGGUAAGGUAGUGCAGAUUGACGAAAGUAAAUUCGGGAAACGGAAAUAUAACAAAGGAAGACGCGUAGAAGGGCAUUGGGUGCUGGGUAUGAUAGAGGAUGGCAGUGAGGACCUCAGACUGGAGGUAUGCCUCGACAAUGUACGUUCCGCUGAGGUCCUCAUCCCUCUUAUUCGUAAAAAUGUACUAGAAGGAACAACCAUAAGGACAGAUUUUUGGCGCGCAUAUGAAUGCCUCCCUGAAUAUGGUUACAUCCAUAAAAAGGUUAACCAUAGCGACCCUGGGAAUCCAUUCAUCGCCGAGGAUGGCACAAACACCCAAAGAAUCGAGUCCCAUUGGCGUGUAGUGAAGAGAUUUUUUUAUAAAGACAACUAUAAUAAUCCGGCAAACUUUGCUGAUGUUAUAGUAGAGUUUUUAUGGAGGCGGGAAAUCCAAAGAAAAAAUACAGACCCAUUUAUUUCUUUACUGGGUGUUAUU